This is a messenger RNA of Eremomyces bilateralis CBS 781.70, 1406 nucleotides long. RefSeq names its product RCC1/BLIP-II. NCBI's taxonomy places the organism in Eukaryota, Fungi, Ascomycota, Dothideomycetes, Eremomycetales, Eremomycetaceae. The transcript has a single exon. The record is from RefSeq and is a predicted model, not a curated record. Bases 132 to 1265 code for a protein of 377 amino acids.
ACUGGCGUCACGGAAAGGAUGCAAGCUCCGUUAUUGAUUCGGCCCAUGCUGGAGUCCGUUUUCUUUUCAUGACAUCGGGAUAAUCCCAAAUUCAAACCGUUCCCAUCACCGUAAAAUCCGAAGUCUGCAGCAUGGAGACGAUUUUAGCAUGUGGUCAGAAUUGGUUCCACCAGCUAGACGAUUCACCUUCGACUUUCAUUACACAUUUCAAACCCCUUUCCAAUCUACCGAUAUCAGGGAGUUCCACUGUUCGGGUGCUCCACGCUGGAUGGUCUUCAAGUGUCUUCGCUGUCGAUGGCCUCAAUUCGAAAGUACCACUAAAGGUCUGCCGUGGAAAAGUCCCUCUUCCUGAUGUAUCACACAAUGGCCCUAUUUCAUCCAUCACUCCAGAAUCGCACAGAUUCCGACGCUCUCAAUCGAUGUCGUUGCAAUGCAUUGACUGUGGUCUGGCAGGAGACAAUAGUACUUCGGCAAAUUUAUUUCAAGCCGCUUUACAAGGGGCCUUCGGUCAAUCCGAUCUUCCAGCUGAUAUAGACUCUGACCACGUGUUUCAUAUGGCAUGCACUGCGGCGAAUCGGGUUGCCAUCCUCACGCAUCAGUCUCACGGCCGUUUGAUUGUUCUCGAGUAUGAAGUUGGGGUAUCUGUAGGCAAUGGAUCAAGCUGUUCCACAACUUUCCAGAAGGUCCUAGCAACAGAAGUACAAGGCGAAAAAGCAUAUCUCUACUCUGGAAACACCUUCUUUCUACUUGGUGUGAAUAAUUCCCAGGUCUACUCAUGGGGAGAUGCACGAUUUCGAAAAUGUUUGGGAAGAGACAUUUCCAGUGCCGCAGCGGACAAGUUGGGGCCAGUCCCUCUGCCAUUCACGCCGAAGAAAUUCUCUGUAGGUGGCUACGUUGCUGCAGCUUUAUCCCAAGGUGGCAGAUUGAUUAUUUGGGGUCAACCAAGGCCUGGACACGAAACUGCGGGUCUGCCUGGAGUCGAGGGCGAUGCAGAAGAUUUUGCAGAUGUAUCUAUGCCCGGAAACGCACUUGUCGAAGAUUUCGAUAUUGGAAAUGAUCAUCUAGCGGUCCUGACGAGAGACGGUCGCGUCUUCACUGCAGGAGCAGGGGAAUGUGGUCAGCUUGGAAUCGGAGCACAACUCGAUUGGCAGCAGUCUCUGGUUGAGGUUUCCGAGCUCUCGACUAAACGUAUACGGGAAGUGCGUUGUGGGUAUGCUUCGACAUUUGCAAUCUCGAAACUUGAACAAUGUGCGGAACAAUUCUGAGCAAGAGACGGAUAUUUUUUGUCAAUCUGUACCCCAUCUGCGAAAGGUCAAGUCUUUCUGGCCCACUCUUCAAUAUACCCGAUGAUUGCAGCUAUAUCCCUCCCACCAUAUGUACCUAAUCCAAGAAUGCACAUCGAAUUA